This is a messenger RNA of Camellia sinensis, 690 nucleotides long. NCBI's taxonomy places the organism in Eukaryota, Viridiplantae, Streptophyta, Magnoliopsida, Ericales, Theaceae. The record is from RefSeq and is a predicted model, not a curated record.
AUGGCCCCAGAAGCGGUGGACAUUGCCUUAAAGGUCAGGGAAGUUGUUCCAAUAGUGGCGGUGAUCGCCGCAAGGGUCGCCCCUGAAGUGCAAGUAGAAGUGGCUGGGCGGCUGGAGGGAGAAGAAGGCCCAGCCAGGGCGGGGGCAGACCGCCUUGUUGGAAUUGUAGAAGAGGCAGCCUUGCGCUCAGCAGCCAGAUUCAAUGAGGCUGAACAGCUAAGGGGUUUAUGCUCCGCUCAAAUGGAGGUGACCACCUUAGCAGGGACUCUGCUGAGGAAGGCGGGGGCUGCCAAACUCAAGGCAGAGGAGGCUAAGACGCAACUUGCCAAGUUGAAUAAGAAGAGUGCAAGUUGGAAGAGUGCCCACUCUAAUUUGCAAGCGGUCAAGAUGGAGUUGGAGGACACACGCCGCCAGAAGGAACUGGAGGGAGAGCGUGCAAAGGCACUGGAAGAGAGGGAGAGCCUUCAGAAGGAGUUGGAGGCAGAGAGUGACAAGGCGACUGCUGAGAGGGAGACCUUGAAGAAGGAGUUGGAGGCAGAGAGGGCUAAGGCAGCCUUUGAAGCGGCGACCCUGCAGAAAGAGCUGGACGAAGAGAGGGCGAAGGCAGCCUCUGAAAGGGCGGCUUACCCCAAUCUGUAUGUGGCAGCGGUGGAUCAAUUCAAGGGGUCUGCUAAGUUUCAGCUGAAAUGA